Molecule: messenger RNA, 1158 nt
Organism: Anneissia japonica
Lineage: Eukaryota; Metazoa; Echinodermata; Crinoidea; Comatulida; Comatulidae
Exons: 1
Coding region: 1-1158 (385 amino acids)
Molecular function (GO): nucleic acid binding; zinc ion binding
Source: RefSeq, a predicted model, not a curated record
AUGCGUAUACAAAAUGUGCAUGCUACCAUCCUUCCUCCAGGAGGCGUAGAGCCAGAGGAAGAUGACUCGGCGAAGAAUGCAGAGGCAUUUGCUGAAUUGAUCCAGUGUUUAGAUGACCAAAGUUUAUCCUUAGUACUAAAUGAGGCUCCAGAUAAUGGUAGGAAAGCACUCCAGAUACUAAGAGGACAUUACCUGGGUACCGGUAAGCCACGCAUCUUGGCAUUAUAUACUGAACUUACAUCUCUAAAGAUGUCCCCUAGUGAAACUGUAACUGACUAUGUUCUCCGUGCAGAGACAGCCGCCCAAUCCCUCAAACAUGCCCAAGAGACUGUUAGUGACUCUCUCCUAAUAGCUAUGGUGCUGAAGGGUCUCCCACCAGAGUACAAAACGUUCUCUACAAUUAUCGUGCAACGUGAAUCAGCGAUGAUCUUCAGUGACUUUAAGAAAGCCCUCAGGAGCCACGAGGAGACUGAAAAGGCUUCAAAAUCCUCCCUCACUCACCACAGUGAGGACAGUGUAAUGCACAUGGCCAACAAAGGUUCAUCGAUCGUCUGCUAUGCUUGUUGCAAACCUGACCACAAAUCUCCAGAGUGUAAAAGCAGCAAAUCGCAGAAACCCAAAGGGCAGGGUCGCAGUCGUUGGUGCGAAAACUGUAAGAAGAAAUCGCACAACACGAGUGAGUGCCGCAGUAAGAAGAUUCGACAGGACAGCGCCAAAACAGCAGCGACAUCUAGUGGUGAAAAUGAACAGAAACAUUCUUUUGUUUUUAAAGUUGGUGUUGAUCUAGACUCAGCUAACAGUGUUCAAAUAAGUGAAAAUGCAUUGUUAGUCGAUACAGGUGCUACGUCACACAUUUUCAAAGAUAAGUCAAAGUUUAUAGAUCUUGACGAGAGUGUCAAACCAGAAAAUCACCUCAUUGAGCUUGCCGAUGGUAGCCGGACAAGCGGUAUAGUUAGAGGUAAAGGUGUUGCUAGUACAACUAUACAUGAUUCUGAUGGUAAAUCUCAUGAUAUAAUACUAGAAAAUGUAUUGUAUAUUCCGUCUUACAACAGAACAUAUUUCAGUAGGGUUAGCCAACAAGAAAGGUGCUUCUGUAAAUUUUGGGCCGGACUCAUCAGAGAUGCAUGCACCAGAUGGGACCAAAUUUCCUAUCUCUAA